AUGGACAGAAAAAUAAUAUGGAAAAGGAAUUUUUUUUUCGUAUAUUUUAACAAAAGACUCUAUAUAAAUAAAGCUGAUGAAAUAGCUAAAACGAAAAGUCCUAGAAACAAAAGUAAUAAGUUUAAAAACAUUUACAUUGAUUUUUCUUUAAAUAAAUAUAUUAAUAUUAAUAGCUUAAAUGUGGAUAAGUUCAUUAAAACUCCAAUACAUUAUCAAAGGUUUAAAGAAUUAGUUGACACGAUAAAAUGUGUGAGCAAUGUGAGGUUACAGAAUAUACAUUUAGUGAGGAAAAUUAUAAAUUCUUUAGAGGUGUAUAUAAUAAACUAUUUAAAUAAUUUAAACCUUUUCAACGAUUUAAAUAAUUACAGUGAAUCUACUUAUAAUGUUGAUGAUGUUUUCAAUGAUGAAAAUGAUGAUGAAAAUGCGAUUACCCCCAACAGUGUGUCAACUAUACUAGUAAGUUUGUAUAAGCUGAAAUAUAGAAAUGAGAAGUUCCUAAAAUUGUUAGAAAAAUAUAUUUAUGUUAAUAAGGAGAAAUUUAAAAUCUCGCAAGUGCAUCUAAUAUUGUAUAUAUAUUCUUAUUUUAAUAGGGUAAAUAGAAGUUUUAUUAAUUCUUUGCUUGUAAUUAUUUUAAAUAAUAAAAAUGUAUUAAAUACAGAUAACAUACUAAAUAUUUUCACCUCGUUAUUUUAUUUAAAUUGCAAAAAUGAAAAAACGUUAGAUCUUUUAACGGCGUACAUUAUCACCAAUAACUUUAUCUUUGAUAUAAAUGUUAUCAUUUUUCUUUUGAACAAUUUAAAAAAGUUAAAUUAUUCUAAAACAUGUCUAAUAGAAUAUUUUCAUGACCAAAUUAUUAUGAAAAUACAUCAUCUGAGUGUUGAAAAAAAUAAGAAUUAUAUGGAUUCCUUCUUUUUAAAGAAAAGCAUUCAAAAUAUUAUUGAUGAAGAGAGUAGUCAUAUGGAAAUUCAUCAACCUAGUGGUGCGACUGGUAGGAACUUGCAUAAUAUCUCACCAUGUAUAUGUGAUGAUAACAUGCAAGUGCAUAGAAGACGUGAUAAAGAAUGUAAAUACAAUAUAUAUGAUAAUUAUGUAGACAUUUAUGGAUCACUACACAACAAAUUCAUUGCGGAAAAUAAUUAUGUAGAUUAUAUAUAUGAGUAUUAUAACAAGAAAUACAUGGAGGACAAAAAUAAAAGCAAAGUAAUUAUACUAAUGGAAGCUUUAAUAUACUACAAAUAUUUUAAAGAAGAUUUAUUAAAAGUUUUAUACGAUUAUCUUUUGAGUAAUUUAAAAAGAUUUGACAAAGAUGACAUUUAUCAGAUACUAUCCAACAUAUAUUCCUUUCAACCAAAAAAUUAUGUAUCUAUUAAUAUGUUGAAUAAAAAACUGUUGAUGAGUAUGUGUUAUUAUUAUGUCCCUCUUUACAAUAAGUUUAAUAUAAUUAUAUUUUUGUUUUUAAAAUUAUUACUUGAAAAAUAUAAUUAUUUCAAUAUUUUUGUCGAUGAAAUACUGUUACAUAAAAUAAAUACGGACAUUCUUAAUUUGACGGAAAACGAGUUUUUAGUCUUAUUGAACGAGUACAAAAGUGCUAAUAUUGUCAAGUACUUAUGUGAUAUUUCUUUAAUAUAUUUUAAUUUUUUUAAGAAAAAAAAUAGUGAAUACUUACAUACAAGAGGGGAAGAGUUCUAUAAGUUAGGAAGAACAAAUGUUGAAAUACAUGAUCAUGGUACAAAAGACGAAGAAAAAAAUUCAUCAAAAAAUUCGUUUUCCAUUUUAAGGGAGACAAAACCAUAUGCGGUGGGAAAUAAAAGCGUAAUAUUCGAGUAUAACGAAAAGAACAAGUUAAUAUCUUAUGACAGUCAGUUUUUAUUACAGCUUUUUUACUUCUAUGUCGAGACUACGUAUUAUGAAGGGGUAUUUUUGUUUUUAAAGAGUUUGUUUAUUGGUGUUAGUAAUUUAAGAAAUUUCGAUCCAUUUUUAAGUUACAGAAUUAAUAAUUCUGUUUUUUAUGGAGAAAACGAGAAUUACGAUAAGAAUGUAAAAAUUGGAAAAGUUUUUAAAAAAUUAAAUGCACUACAACUCUUGCAGGUUUAUGAAUAUUUCAAGAGCUGCUUUGACACAUAUGAAGAUUUUCUUACCAAGCAGAGUAAUUUAAUGAACAGCUGUCACGAAAAAUGCUUGUAUAAGUUUUACUUAAAUAAUGGCAUUUUAAAAGAUAGCAGCGGUUCGGAUGAUAAGGCUAAUUCCAGAGAUAAAGUUGGUUCAUUUGAGAGAAUCCAUUCUAAUAAUAGAGACGAAUCUAUUGGUAGAAACGAUUCUAUUGGUAGAGACGAUUCUAUUGGUAGAGACAAUAUUACUGAUAGAGACUAUUCUACAGGUAGAGAUGAUUUUACUGGCAUAGACUAUUCUAAUGUAAUAUUUCCUGUAGAUAGAGGAAAGGGGGAAAAUGUUUCAAUUAUAGAUGAACAUAUUUAUGUCGGUGAAAGGGUUAGCAAAUAUAUAUUCACAGCAAGUAAAAUAAAUUACGUUAGUUGCAAAAGCAUUAGAAGUGCUGUGAGAAGUAAAGAAGGGAAUAAAAUCAAGAAUUAUGUUAAUUCCAAUGAAGCUAGUGGGAACUAUGAUAUAACUGGAAGCAUGAGAAAGAGUAACCAUUUUUUAAGUAAACAUUUAGAACAGAAUAAUGCUCCUAAUUGUAAUAGUAUAAAUAGUUUACAUAAUAAUAUGAACAUAUCAGCAGCUAUUGGAAGAAAUACUUUUGAGAUAGACAGCUACAUUUAUAACGUUUUGAACAAUAUAUUUAUGUACACCCCUGUAGAUUUAUUUGCAUUACAUAUUCAUUACUUUAAUUCUAAUAAUUUAUUUUUUUUAUUAAAAAAUAUUAUUUUUAAAUUGAAAUACAUAAAUGUCAAUUAUUUAUCAUUAGUUAUUUCUAAAGUUUUUAUCUUAACAAGCAGAGAAAGCUGCAAUGAAACAAAAAAAAAAUAUCUUCAUUUCUUAGACUUCUUUCACAAUUACUUACUAGGUGAAGAAGCUAAUAGCGAGAAAUUUUGCUAUCCAUUAAAAUGUAUAGAGGGUGUAAAAAACGGUUAUAAUUUUGACAGCAAUGAGAAAAGAUUAAUUAUAAGUACCGUCUGCAAGAGUUGCAUAUAUUAUAAGAAUUACAAUUCAAACGAAAAUGAGAAUGAAAAAGUAAAAAAACGAGUUGCUUAUAUAUUAUAUAAAAACAAGGCCUAUUCACACUAUAUAAACAAUGACCUGGUAUUUGACGCAAAUUUUUUAAACUCAUUUUUUCAGUUUAUUUUAAAAAAAAAAGUUCUUUAUCGAUGUGCGUACUACGAUAUGACGAAUGAAAGUUUAUUUCUUAUAUUAAAAUCGUUGCAAAUAAGGAAGAAAAACAACAAAUAUAUGAAGAGUGUAGAAACAAUAACAAAUAUAUUUAUAUUUAGAUACAUUCAAUAUAAUGAGCAGCAAAAUAAGGCUCACCUAACAAGAAAAACGAAUUAUGAUAAAGAAAGCAACAUUAAUCUGGACGAUUCAUACUUAACUGAUACCAUUAAGACAACUUUGAACUUAAGUUUAUCUUUAAAUGGUUCAGGUGGCAGUGAUACCUAUGAGGAUGCUAUUAUAGAUGGUAAAAAUUUACGUAAUGGGGAGAAAGGAAUAGACGAAAAUUCAUCUUGGACAAAAGUUACAUAUCACGAGAGAGAACAGAACAAUGAUACCUCAUCGAAUGAAGAUGCCUUAUUGUACAAUGCUCCUAUGUCAUAUAACAGUACAUUCGUAUGUACAAGUUCUUAUGACAAUAGGAGUUAUUCUAGUGCAAGAAACGAAUCAUGUAGACCUCAAAAUAAAGAUGCAAUGAAAACGUUCAUUCAUAUAUAUUACACAGUUGUAAAAGUACGAUAUUUUCAUGAAAUGCCAGUAAAUAAACAUAUAUUUCGUGAAUUAUGCAUAAAUAGAGACUAUGUUAAUAACAGAAUGUUAUUAAGCCUACUCUUUUUUAUAUACAAGUACAAAUUUGAAGAAAUAAUAUAUAUAUUAAUGUUACAGAAAAAAUGCUUUUUGUAUAAAGAUUUAUAUUAUGCUCACUCCAAUUGUAGAAUAAUGGAGUUCCUUUGCAAAAAUUUAAAAAUUAAUUUAGAUGAACACUGUAGAACUACAUCAGCUAAGCAGACUUCCUACGACUACGAGACUGUUUGA
Messenger RNA from Plasmodium malariae, 4200 nucleotides. RefSeq names its product conserved Plasmodium protein, unknown function. The transcript has a single exon. Lineage: Eukaryota; Apicomplexa; Aconoidasida; Haemosporida; Plasmodiidae. Bases 1 to 4200 code for a protein of 1399 amino acids. The record is from RefSeq and is a predicted model, not a curated record.